Molecule: messenger RNA, 1807 nt
Organism: Pocillopora damicornis (cauliflower coral)
Lineage: Eukaryota; Metazoa; Cnidaria; Anthozoa; Scleractinia; Pocilloporidae
Source: RefSeq, a predicted model, not a curated record
AAGUUCCGCUGAUAGAAAGGUUCGCUUCUUAGGCAGAGAACGUCGUUGACAUCACUUCGACUAUUGGUAAGUUUUCAGUAGUCACAAGUCGAUGGUAAAAAUUAUUUCGCCUGGACCGGUGUAAACCAAAGACAAGAUGGCCGUUGCAGGGAUUGGCAUGAUGAUCAUCUCCAUAGCAACCAAGAUAUAUACCGACCCCCAUGGCCAAGGACUCACCAUCUACAGGCCUGACUGUCCUCCCGGGUAUUGCAUGCUUGGAGAUUACGCGCAGGAAGGGGACAUCAGCAAGCCCAAUCCCAGUGUCAUGGUGUGCAUCAAAAUAAAACACACAAAAUUCUUCGCCAAAGCCAAGGACUUUGUCCAAGUAUGGAGUAGCGAAGGACCUGGUAGUGGACGCGGAUACAGUGGUGAUAGCGACGAUGAGGGGUCCAGCGAUGGAAAUAAUGGCUCAGGUUCUGGUCACAAUGGAGUGUUGGCAUUUUGGAAACCAAAAGUUCCAAAUCUGAACUAUGUUGCGCUGGGUCAUCUAGCGACAACGAGUUACGAUCCACCCUCAGUCGGAAACGUGUGUAUCGUACACAGGCUUAUGGUCGAUCAAGGAAUUCCGGGUCGUCGCGUAUGGAGAGAGGAGUCCGGUAUGGCCAGCUUGUGGUCUUUGGCUCCCAGUUAUUCAUAUAUAAACUUGGGCCUGUUCUUAAGCAGCGACUCCAAAUCUGCGCCUCACAUCUCAGAUUUCUGGUCCUUAAUACCCGAGGUUAUUCCAGCUCCUUUCAACGCUUCAUUGUCAAUUAAAAAGCUCAACAAAGACGAGCUCGCGCUCAUUUACAGAGGUCAAGAGUGUGAGGAGUCCAAGCGACUCAGCGUGUAUCUUCCCCAAGCUCCAAUCGGGUAUUCGCCUCUGGGACACUAUGCAGAGCGCGGCUACGGUCGAGCAGGUCAGGGAGCGAAAGUGCUUGUUGUCAAAGAGAAAGGAAACAAAGGUCUCCUAAUGCAUCCGAUCACUUACCAAGAACUCUGGAGGUCAGAUGCCAAGAAUAACAAUACUGAGGCAGCAGUAUGGCGACCAGUGCCACCUCCAGGAUACUUCUGCCUCGGUCACGUUUUGGGCCUCGGCUUGGAGGCGCCGCCCACUAACGCCAUUGUGUGCCUUCACUGGAGCGUUAUUGCAAGGGGUUGGCCUGAGCGAAGUAAAAAGGUGUGGUGGAACACGUGUUCGCAAAAGAAGGAAGCAACUAUCUGGCAAGUUCCUGGACUCGGCGACUGCCUCAGUGCUGACACGUUUGUGAUUCAUCGUGGCUUCAACAGUCCUCACUGGGAAGAACUCCUUUUCCACUGCUUCUAUCUGAAUAGAGUGUCGGUCAGAUAGGAGAGAAACGUGCGCAAAAGAACCUGUCCAAUUCUUUUCUGAUUUAGUUCUAUCGUUCCGCAUAGUUUUCGUUCCCUCAUUUCACAUUUUCAGCCCCUAGUAAGAUGGCUGUCAAUCAUAUCUUACGGUUAACUAACUCUUUCAGGGAGCACGCAGGCAACAUUACAGCAUUUGUCACGCAAAAAUAACGCAUACUGGAAGAAAAACUGUGCAACGAAUGAGAACAAAUAUCAGAAAGAAGAGCAUUUCUAAGAAUUUUUGAUUUAACAGUUUUUAUGACCUAGGAAAAAUUCAGUGGCUCGUAGGAAUUAAGUUAACCGUAAAGAAUUCAAAUUAGCUAAAUAUAUUUUGCAGUCUUAAUGACUUAGAGAGAAAUUCAUAGGCUCGUAGGAAUUAACCUAACAGAGGAGAAAUAAAUUAAAAAUAAAGAUUCUGACUCGA